This is a messenger RNA of Nothoprocta perdicaria, 978 nucleotides long. RefSeq names its product olfactory receptor 14A16-like. Gene Ontology annotation, cellular component: membrane. Gene Ontology annotation, molecular function: G protein-coupled receptor activity; olfactory receptor activity. The record is from RefSeq and is a predicted model, not a curated record. Lineage: Eukaryota; Metazoa; Chordata; Aves; Tinamiformes; Tinamidae. The transcript has a single exon. The coding region runs from base 1 to 978 and encodes 325 amino acids. Gene Ontology annotation, biological process: G protein-coupled receptor signaling pathway.
AUGCCUGGAGAGAGCCCAACAUCCAACAGCAGUUCCUUCAAUGAGUUUUUCCUCCUGCAAUUUGCUUACAUGCGGGAGCUGCAGCUCUUGCACUUCUCSCUCUUCCUGGGCAUCUACCUGGCUGCCCUUGUGGGCAACGGCCUCAUCAUCACAGCCAUAGCCUGCGACCACCGCCUCCACACCCCCAUGUACUUCUUCCUCCUCAACCUCUCUGUCCUUGACCUUGCCUCCAUCUCCACCACUGUCCCCAAAUCCAUGGCCAACUCCCUCUGGGACAACAGGGCAAUUUCCUAUUUGGCAUGUGCUACCCAGGUCUUCCUGUUCAUCUUCUUCUUUGGAGGGGAGUUUUCUCUCCUCACAGUCAUGGCCUAUGACCGCUUUGUGGCCAUCUGCAGACCCCUGCACUAUGCGAGCCUGCUGCGCAACAGAGCUUGUGUCCAAAUAGCAGCAGCUGCCUGGGCCGGUGGCUUUCUCAAUGCUCUCCUGCACACCGCUAACACAUUUUCAACCCGACUGUGCCAAGGCAAUGAGGUGGAUCAGUUCUUCUGUGAGAUCCCCCAGAUCCUCAAACUCUCCUGCUCACACUCCUACCUCAGAGAAGUCGGGGUUUCUGUGCUUACUGCCUGUAUAGCCUUUGGUUGUUUCAUUUUCAUUGUGGUGUCCUACGUGCAGAUUUUCAAGGCUGUGCUGUCGAUGCCCACUGAGCAGGGCCGGCACAAAGCCUUUUCCAUGUGCCUCCCGCACCUGGCCGUGGUCUCCCUCUUUAUCAGCACUGUAUUUUUUGCCUACCUGAAGCCGCCCUCCAUCUCCUCCCCCAUACUGGAUCUAGUGGUGUCUGUUCUGUAUUCGGUGGUGCCUCCAACACUGAACCCCCUCAUCUACAGCAUGAGGAAUAAGGAGCUCAAGAUUGCCCUGAAGAAGCUGAUUUCAUGGACUUUUUUCAGCAGUGCUAACAUUUCCAUCUCUCUCCACAAAUGA